Molecule: messenger RNA, 2330 nt
Organism: Trichobilharzia szidati
Lineage: Eukaryota; Metazoa; Platyhelminthes; Trematoda; Strigeidida; Schistosomatidae
Source: the annotation of a GenBank genome assembly
GAGUGAGAAUAUACGUUAUAGAGUGUUAUAUCUUACGCGCUUAAGGGCUUUCUCAGCUUUGAUUGGCUAGUACAGUGGCGGAGAGUUUGACUUAAAUUUGUCCUCGGUAGGUCAUGCCGUGUGCAGGUUUUCGUGGUUGCGGCAUGCGUUGUUUGCAAGCAUGUUUGAUGAAUAUAAAUGUAAAAUAUUGGUAUUCUAACGUUUUAUUUUACUUAUUUUGUGCAUGUACCAGGCUUGGUUUAUCAUACAUUCUGUUUGUUGGCCUAUCGGUUGCUGGCGAUGUCAAGGAAUCCGUGAGUUCGAGGGCUUUUCUCGAUUUUAGGUUAUACAUGUAGCAUUUUAUUGAUGGAUAUUGCGACACAGAUGGAUGCUAAUUGACAACGCCUUUUUAGUUUAUUGCAGGUAGGCAAUGCGGGUGAAAGUACUGCUGACGUCAGUGGAAUUUUCGAUGAAAUUAUGCUGGGAAGGCGUUUCUUUAGUUGGGAGGAAUUUGAGAAUUCCUUAGGAGAAUUUCAACAAGUGAGGAAGUCAUUUAAUGCUAACAAUGUAGUUGUCCUGCACUCACUAUGUGCAUAUUCAAAGCAAAACAACAGGGGAAGACAGAUAUAAGUACGCUUACGUUUAUUUUAAAUGCACUUUUGGCGUGAACCGUGGAAAAGCUGGCCUGAAAUUGCGAAACAAGUCGUCUAAAUGUUGCAACUGUCUGUCUGCAUUUCGCGUAAUUUUGCGUUAUAGUGAAUACGUGAUAACAUCCCACAAAAUGGUCCACAACCAUCCAUGCACCAGGGUGUAUAUGCAGAAUGAUCCAUGGUCUAGACGACUGUCAGCGGAAGAGAAAGAAAAUAUAGAACCACUUCUUCACCAAUCACACUCAUCAGAUGAAAUAAUUAUGCAUGUUAAGGAAACAUUCCACAAGGACAUAACUCUUAAUGACGUUAGAAAUCUGAAAGCUUCAGUUAAUAAAGGUAACGUUAAUGUAAAUGUAAACUACUUCAGGUAUAUCGAGCCGUUAUGACAUUUUUGAAUUCCUAAAGUCCCGUGGGAAGUUAUUGGAGUAUUAUGCAGAUGAACCGAUAAGGAAUUCACUGAUGAGAGUCUGUUUUUCUACUUAUGAGCAAAUAGAUUUGUAUAAACGUUUUCCGGAGGUUGUUGGCAUCGAUUCUACAUAUAACACAAAUAAAGGGAAGUAUUCUUUGUUUCAAUUGGUUGUAACGGAUAAUUUUGGUCGUGGGAGACCGGUUCUAUUUGCUUGGACGCGAAAGGAAUUCAAGCGUGAUGUUGUUUGGAUUUUGGACUCGUUUCGUAGCAUAAUGGAAGACACCUCUAAAACAGAAACAUUCAUUAUGGAUUGUGCGCAAGCCGAAAUAGGAGCAGUGAAGUUAACACACAGAGAAGCGCACAUUGUUCUUUGUUCUUUUCAUGUUUGUCGUGCAUUUUGUCGUAAAACGCGGAAUCCCAUUGUUAAGAACUACUUAUGUCGCUUAAUUCAGUGUAAAAGGAGAUCUGAAUUUAACUUCUAUUUCAGAGUUAUAAGCCGAUUGGAUGUUGGUGUCAGUCAGUAUUUACAACGUCGUUGGAUGAGUCGACGACACUUGUGGGCAGCAGCUUUCAGGGAACAUGUACUGACUUUGGGUAAUGAUACCAACAAUCGUGUAGAAAGUUCUCACAAGCAGAUGAAGCGGUACUUGCUUAGAUCAGAUAGUCUGCAUCAAAGCAUGCUGAAGGUUCACAAAUGGUUUCAACUUAGUAAUUCUAGAAUAGAGCAGGAGUCCAUGAUUGCUCAGUCGCGUUCCCUCAAGUAUUCAUGUUCCGAACGCAUAAUACCAAUUUUACGCCACCUGACGCCAUACACUGCGAAGAAAGUGAUCGCUGAUUAUGCGAAGCGACGAUGGACUUCUUUUCAGUUAGAAGGUUUUGAUUAUAUCUUCUUGGAUGACAAUGGGAGACCAGUAGAGGUGGAUCUGCGCGCAUGCACAUGUACUUGUAUGACGUUCCAGACUUGUCGGUAUCCCUGUCGACACUUGCUGAUGGUGCAUUUAAAAAAGGCGUGUUUCACAGUUAAUCAUGUGCUGCAGAACUGUAAACGAUGGACAUGGUCUCGCCAAUCGUACGCAAUUCCAAGCACGUCAGCAAUUGUGCCGCUAAAUCAAUGUGACUUAUACGUAACCAAUAGGAGGCUUAUUAAUGCGGGCCUGACGAGAAUUUGCGACAAAUAUGGACGGAGGUUUGCCGCAGAGUUCGCUGGACAAGUAGUCGCUCAAAUCAACAAUGUUCUUGAUGUGUAAAUUAAAUACUUUCGUAUUACAAUAAUAAUAAACUUUUCGUAUUAA